UCUAGGCAAUUUCUCAGCAAUUCCAUGUGCUCCAAUUCUCUCCAGUUUGAGCUAAUCUCUACGACCAACAAAGUCUUUCAAUGGCGACUUUAAAUCAGAAGUUGAAAAUGGAUAGCGUAUAAAAAAAUCUUCCAGACGAUUUACACCUCCUUGUCUUCUUCUUCGAGUCUGCAAAAGUACUCCAAAAGGGGCAAAUUCAUUUCCUAAUCCCUAAACCAAUCUCGAUCCUCUUCACUGGUACACGCGCAUGUCGUAGAGUUUUUUCCUUUGCCUGUAUAUGAUUUGAGUACUCAGAUGAAUAACAAUUCGAAGCCGCAGUACAUGGACAAGCAGAUCAUGGAUCUCUCCGAUUCCCAGAGCCCUAUCACUGCUCACAUCAACAGCGCCGGCGGCAACAAUGACUUCAUCGAUUUCAUGAAUCGGCCUGCAGAGAAGAAGGACGACAUCGUCCCCAGCUACGAUUUCGUGCCGAUUAGACCAUCUUUGGGAUCAUCAUCGCCGACGGCCGGACGUUCGUCCAAUUUGGGUUCCGGAAACGACGAUGCGCCGAUGAGGACUUGGAAUUCUGUGGAUUCCAAAAUCGGCGCUUCUCCUGUCCGAACUUACAGUUCUCCUGUUGCUGAUGAACCUGCUAACUUCGUUUCGGGGAGAAAUCACAACUCCAGUGAUGUGUCCUUGGAUGUGUCGUUAGUUUCUGAAAUUGACAGGACAAUGAAGAAGCAUAUGGACAAUCUAAUUCAUGCCGUCGACAAAAUGAGUGCACGUUUAACACAAUUGGAAACAAGGACUCGCAAUAUUGAAAAUUCCGUUGAUGAUCUAAAGGUUAUUAUUGAGAACAACCAUGGCAGGUCUGAUGGAAAAAUGAGGUCGUUGGAGAAUGUUCUUACAGAGGUGCAGACAGGCGUACAGUUCAUAAAGGACAAACAGGAAAUCAUCGAAGCUGAGCUGAAGAUUGCCAAGCUGCAAAUUCCCAAAACUGAACAAAUCGAAAACAAGAACUCACCAAACCCCGUUCCUUCCCAUACCGGUAUACCCACCCACCAGCAGUUUCCAAACCCUUCCUUAACACAGCCUCCACCACCAACCCUCCCUCCGCUCAAUGCCCCUGCACCACCCCCACAGCACAACGUACAACCUCAAAUGCAGCAGCAGCAGCUUCCCAACCAGUUCCCUCAGAACCAAUCCCUCCCAGUACCUCAUCAAGAGCCUUACAACCCUUCACCCCCUCAAAACCCCGAAAAUCCUAGUCAGCAGUACCAAACUCCUCCUCCACCCCCACCGCCACCUCAGCACCAAUAUCAGCCGCCGCCACCUCAGCCACAGUAUUCUCAGCCUUACUCUCAGCCGCCACCUUCACAACCCCACCCCUCAUUCUUGACCUCCCCUCAACAAUCCAUCGGUCAUCAUCUAGAAGAAACACCUUAUAAUAUUCCUUCUCAGGCUUACUCGUCGGGCAUUCGCCCGCCAUCUGGCGCUUCUCCUCCUCCCCAGUCCCAACAGUACUACGGGCCCAACCCAAAUGUGUACGAGCCUCCGUCAAGCAAAAUUGGGCCGGGCCCUGGAUAUUCUGGUUCUUUCGGCCCACCGCCAUCAGGUCACGGUGAGCCGUACCCAUACAGUGGCUCCCCUGUUAAGUCUCAGCAAAUUUCGUCUCAUGGUAUGGGGCAGAGCGGAUAUCCACAGCUUCCAACUGCUCGAAUAUUGCCUCAAGCACUGCCCACAGCCACUGCAGUUGGUGGUGGGCCCGGGCCUGGGACGGGCUCGGGGUCUGGUAAUAGGGUCCCCAUUGACGAUGUUGUGGAUAGAGUCACAAAUAUGGGAUUUUCGAGGGAGCAAGUGAGGGCAACUGUACGGAAGUUGACAGAAAAUGGACAGGCGGUCGAUUUGAAUGUGGUGCUGGACAAGUUGAUGAAUGAAGGUGAUGGCCAAGCUCCGAGAGUUAAUGGGGCGAGCUCGUCUUGGCUCGGCUCGAUAAGAGUCGUUAAGAGAGAGAAAGCUGUCGUGUAUAACAUAGAGAAUAGCCGCUCAACGCUGAAUAAUUUUGGUCUGGUGUUAAUUGGUGAAGGAGAUGUAUGCGAUGCAUAUCUUCAAGUAGAAGAAGAACGAACAGGAAUCAAAACCUCAGCGGAAUACCAAUUUAUGAGGGGUUUUGUGAGGUUCCGGAAGAGUGUGCCUGUGAGUGGAGGGAUACCUAAUUCAGCUUGCUUCUGUUGUCUCUGUGAUUGUUUAUGGAUUAUAUGCACAUUUAGUGUAAUUCUACUUGAGCAUUCAGCUGAGAGUUUAAUGUCCAAGUGCCCUCUGGCAGAGGAAAAUGUGAUCCAUUCCAAACAAACUUCUGUUUCCUGCAUUGAUUUCGCUUGGUUCUCGACGGGGUUCUUCCGCUUCUGGAUCUAUCCUAGAAUGCAUUUCAUGGAGCUCAAAGUUUCUCUUGAAAAACCAGGAUUUUCAUCUUCUGAUGCAGCCAGUGAUCCCGAAGAUAAAGAAAUCAGUGAAGGUGAGGAUGAGGAUGAUGACCGUAAUCACAAACACCGUAGGCGGGAGGCUCGUUCACAUUCACUGGUAGAGGACUCUGUCGAUCAGGGCUUAACUAGACCGUAUAGGAAAAGAAACAGGUCUUUUGAGAAUGGUUUUUCAUACAGGGACGGUGACCGACAAGCAGGUGAAUCCUGGAGGAACUAUGAUAGUGCUUCAGAUAGAGACUUCCCCUCAAGGUUUGAGAAGAGGCGUCAGAACAAGACCCCUUUCUCCAAAUCUCCCCUAGAAUUGCAACGAAGAAUUGGGGGAAACCAAGUACUGCCAAGUGAAGUUGGGCUUGUUAGGGGCAGGGGAAGGGAGCCUAUUUCCUGGGGCAUACAUGACUCAAGGCUUGGUUUGGUUGAUUUUUCAUCUCAAGUUGUUCAACCUGGGUAUGUGCCACCUGCUUUGUAUGCUGGGAGGGGCUUUCCCAGUGUUUCCAACACACCAAGUACUUCUUGGAAUGCAUUCGGAUUGGUUCCAGGUAUACGAAAUGGGGGGCUUGACCCAAUUCACCCCUUAGGUCUGCCAGGGGCACUUAGACCGGCUAUUAAUCCUCCAAUGAACCUUGGAAUUCCAAGGCAACGAUGUAGAGAUUUUGAAGAACGUGGUUUUUGCCUAAGAGGGGACAUGUGCCCAAUGGAACAUGGAGUUAAUCGUAUUGUUGUUGAUGAUGUUCAGAGCCUUUCACAGUUCAAUCUCCCUGUUGCUCUUCCCGGCUCUCAGCUUCUAGGAAAAUCUCCCGGGCAAGGAGCUUUGCCUACAAAUAAUAAAAGUUCUCAUGCAAAAGAUAUCAAGCCCAGAAUGAGCGAAAAUGUUUUUGGACCAAACGGUGGUGCUGUGGGAGGUUCUACAGCAGGAGCAUCUGAUGUGUAUGAUCCAGAUCAACCUUUAUGGACGAAUAAUGACCCAGAAACAUCUGCAGCACUCCAUGCCUUGAAUCAAUCAACUGCUGAUGAGACAGAAUCUUUCUUGGAUGUUGAAACAUCCGAUAAGCCAAAUAUUGAAUCAACUGAAGGAUUUAAUGAAGAGCCUUCUUUAAUAAAUGCCACCACCUCUGGGUCUCAAAUUUCAUCUAUAUGGGGAAGGGUAGGUGAUUUAAAACGUGAUUCUGAAGGAAAGGUAAAAUUUGAUUCUGUUGGAACAUCCUCCAGUUAUCUUGAACGAGGCGUCAAAAGUGCUAAAGCACUAAAUAGUGAUGUUUCUAAUCAAGGAAAGCAGAUGAAUGUUGAUGGGAAUAAUUCACUAGUCAAGGAAUCACCUCUCAAGCAACAAAGUGAUUCUGUUAACAAUAUUCAAAGACCGUCUCAGAAAGCACUCCGUACUGUAUUUGUCAGUGGCAUUCCUCUGAAAGACAAUAGACGGGAAGCUCUGCUUUCACAUUUUCAGAGAUUUGGCGAGGUAAUUGACAUAUAUACCCCUGCAAAUAGUGAACGGGCAUUUGUUCAGUUUUCUAAAAGAGAAGAAGCAGAAGCAGCUUUGAAGGCACCUGAUGCAGUGAUGGGUAAUCGCUUUAUCAAGCUUUGGUGGGCAAAUCGAGACAAUCUCCCAGAUGAUAGGAUAAGUGGUAGAGGUCCUGUUUCAGUAGUUACUAGUGGGUUGACUAACCGAGCCCCUUCCCGUCCAUUUGUUCUUGCUAAAGGACAUAAAAAUUCUCUUGUUAAAACUGCCAAAGAGGGCAACACCCAUGCUUCUGUUGCUCAACUGCCAGUCCAUAAUCACCCUAAGCCCAUGGUUGGUAAUGGACCCAGCCCCAAAGCCCCUCCACCACAACAAAAGAAGUUGGAGAAUUUUGAGCUAUUAAAAGAACUGCGGAAGAAGCAGGAGAUGCUUGACCAGAAACGAAAUGAGUUUCGAAAUAUGUUGGACAAACUCGAGAAACAAUCUGUAGGUUCCACAGAUAUCCCAAUAAGUGAUCUGAAUGCUAAAAGGCAUAAUGGCGAAACACCACCGAAUGAUGCUAAAGCUGAAACUUCUAAGUCAUCAGCAAGUGACAACUUAAAACCAGAGAAUACCACUUCAUCUGGGUCAGUUGUGUUGCAAAAAUCCACUUCAAGUGCGAAUGUACCUGCUCAGGAACCUUUGAAACCUGCCUUUCGACCACCGGCACUUUCUGGGAAACCUUUCACAGUAAACAGAUUCAAGCUGGACAAUCGCCCCACAACAUUCAGAAUAAUUUCACCAUUGCCUGCUGGCCUCGCAAAUGUUGCUGCUCUGGAGGAGCACUUCUCUGCUUACGGCGAACUGUCUUCUUUGGAGCUUGAAGAGUCACAGCAAGAUGACACCAAAGAUGCUUCAGUACCACCUAACGUUACUGCUCGGGUUUCCUUUACGACUCGUCAUUAUGCCGAGAAGGCAUUUUCGCAUGGAAAAUCCUGGCAAGGUCACAAUUUACAGUUUACAUGGCUCAAGUCUAUUGGUUCUGGCAAAGAAGGUGGUGGAUCUGUAAAGGUUUUCGAGGCUUCUGUGAUGUCGGAUGCUAAUGCUCAGGCUGGUGAAAUAAAUGCACCUGCCCAUUAUGAGAAAACUGCUGUGUUAGGAUCGGACGAAAAUGAGGACUCAAAAGACGGAGCUAAUGUGAACUCUGAUGAACAGGACAAAGACAUGAAAUUGGUUUCAGCCUCAUUGUCUGAAGAAAAGCAACUCUCUUGAAGUUAUGCUUCCACUCUGCUUGUAGAUGUACAGUGAGGUAAAACUAGUGUCAGGAUUAAAUAUAGUUGAUAUUGAUGACUGUAGCUGAAUUCUAGCUUCAGUGAUUUUUAUAUUUAGUUUUUUAUUUUUCUUCUCUCUCUUUUUGUCAUUUUUGGAUAUGUGAGGAGGUGCCUCUAGUUGUUUUAAGUGCUAAGUGCAACUUGUAAUCUGUCGUGCUCUUGGACAUAUUUUUGGGAAACAGGGAUUACAGUCUGAUAAAUUUUAAUUAAAUGAUAUAACCUUCGAUAAUUCAUUUU
Striga asiatica is the source of this 5462-nucleotide messenger RNA. Lineage: Eukaryota; Viridiplantae; Streptophyta; Magnoliopsida; Lamiales; Orobanchaceae. The record is from the annotation of a GenBank genome assembly.